AUGUCUUACGGAGCACUGCCCCCUUUUGGCGAACUGGAACGGAAAAUUCGCUCUUUCAUUCACGAUGAUGAAUGGAAGAAGGACCACAUCGUUGAUGUUGAGAUAGAGAGAAAGAGGGAAAGUGGUGGGGAUUGUUGCCUUUGUGGCUCAGACACGAACGUGUUCCGCGAUCUCACCCCGGAGGAGCAGCAGCUUCUGUUGGACAUUCGGAGGAGAAAAGCCGAGUUGCUGAAAGACAUUCAGUUCUGUACAGUGAUGCAAUUCCGUUCAUUCGCGAUGGGAGUCGAUACUGUAGCGUCACCAAGCGAUGAUCUUUGGAAACGAGGACUGAGUCUUGCUCAGCUUCGCCUAGGUGUCGCGCAACGUUCCGCGGGAGUUGAAACUGAAAGUAAGCAGGAGGGGAAUGAAGAGCUCAUUCAUUUUGAAAUUGGGACCGUGUGA
This is a messenger RNA of Notodromas monacha, 441 nucleotides long. Lineage: Eukaryota; Metazoa; Arthropoda; Ostracoda; Podocopida; Cyprididae. The record is from the annotation of a GenBank genome assembly.